AUGGCUAGUUCCGAUCAAAUCGCAGCUCAGAUCUUGAGCUCCAAGUCGCUCUCCGUGUCUCCGACUUGGCUCAAUGCCUUCCUAUCCUCCGGCACGGCACCACGCAAUGUCCCCGCCUCGGCCCUUGCGAAGACAGCUACUUUCCGUCUUCUAGCUUCCGAUAUCAGAGAAUCUCUUUCUAAGCACCGGUCUUGUGUCCUACCUACCCAUAUCGCCAAUCCAACUGUCCAAGAACUACGCCUCCAAGGCCCUAUCCCAGUCCAAGUCCUAGACAUUGAAGACAUCGGCACAAGUCUAUGGAGCCAAAUCGAAGCUAUUGAGCGCAUCGAGCGAGGAGAAGCCAUUCGUGGCCGUGAAAUUGUACGCACUAUCGCUGUUGGCGAGGACCCCGAGGUGUCGGAGAACAAUGGCUCGAAUAACCACAAUGCCACUGCAUCGGGCAAUAGUGGUUCUGGACCACAUCGAUUGAUGAUUCAAGAUGCAGCUGGGACCGUGGCUAUUGGGAUUGAGAUGCAGCGGAUUGAGGGGGUCGCUCUAGAAAAGCUUGCUAUUGGAGCGAAGCUUUUGCUUCAGAAUCCUACUGUUGCUCGCGGUAUGGUGCUGCUUACUCCGGGUUCUGUUACUGUGCUUGGGGGUAAGAUUGAGUCUAUGGAUAAGAGCUGGAAGGAAGGGAGGAAGGCGAGGUUAUUGGAAAGGACUUCUUCUCUGCAAGCGUGA
Penicillium antarcticum is the source of this 717-nucleotide messenger RNA. RefSeq names its product OB fold domain-containing protein. Lineage: Eukaryota; Fungi; Ascomycota; Eurotiomycetes; Eurotiales; Aspergillaceae. The transcript has a single exon. Gene Ontology annotation, cellular component: nuclear body; RecQ family helicase-topoisomerase III complex. The coding region runs from base 1 to 717 and encodes 238 amino acids. Gene Ontology annotation, biological process: resolution of meiotic recombination intermediates; double-strand break repair via homologous recombination. The record is from RefSeq and is a predicted model, not a curated record.